AUGGACAAGUUGACGGUAUCUGAGAGGUUUAAGAGGGCGGUUGGUGAUUAUGAAAAAGUUUUUCAAAGUGGUAAGCGUCAUGACUCGCUAGAGUUUCAGAAUGAGCUAGUUUGUGUAAUUAAAGAGUUUCAACUUAUUGUUCAGCUCGUUGAAUCAUUAUCUUUAUUCAGUGAUAAUGAGUCGAUACUGGAGCUAAACACUGCAUAUAUGCCAUAUUUGAACUUGUGGUUUUAUUUGGCAAAUUUGUUUUCGCGGUUGUUGCUUAGUGAUGGGCGCAUCUCCAUUGACAAUAAAGCUGAUUUUUUGAAUCUGGCAAAAGAUUAUGUGAUUGCAUUUUUAUCAAAUGUGUGCAAUUAUGACUUGCUUACCAAGAUUCAAAAACAGAAACUAAGGAUGAUGCAAAAAGGUGAGGAAAUUGUACUAGCCCCACAAGCAAAGCGUCUGGAAAAAAUCGAAAACUUUAGAAAAGAACAAGCAUUAAAAAGCAAAAUUGAUGUUUUCCAUCAAUUGAAGAAUAAAAUGGAUGGAGACAAGAUUAUUGAAGAUGAAAUGGAUGGGGGGGAAAUAGUUGAAGACGAAACGAUAAGAGAAAUGUAUUUGGACCAAUUGCAGCUAAAUAUACUAAAGGCAUUUGACCUAUUUGAACAGAUAUCCAUGGAGUUACAAGUUCUUUUAAAUCGACCCAAGAUUCAACAGCUUGAUAAUAGCCAUCAAGAGGUAAAAAAAAGUCAAGAUCCAACAGGAUAUACGCCUAAUGUGGAAACUAACCCUUUCUCAAAAAACAGGAAAAUAUCAGAUUUAAUUGAUAACCGUGGCAAAGUAUUACAGCCUUUUAUUAUAACGAAUAACAAUAAACGACAAGAGUUGCAACAAAGAGUUUUUGGUACAGGACAAGUACUACCUUCAAUGAGUGUUGAAGAGUAUCUCGAUUAUGAAUUGGCGAAUGGAAAGUUGAUGAAGGAGGAAGUGAAGAAAGGUAAUGCUGGUGUUGGCGAUGAUGAUGAUGAGGAGGAGGAUAGUGAGAACGAUGAAGCACAAUUGGAGAAAAGAAGAUGGGACGAUUGGAAAGAUGAGAACCCUAAAGGUUCUGGAAAUACAAAGGGCAAUAUUGGAUAA
Messenger RNA from Lodderomyces oxycetoniae, 1116 nucleotides. RefSeq lists its product as uncharacterized. Gene Ontology annotation, biological process: regulation of dephosphorylation; regulation of signal transduction. NCBI's taxonomy places the organism in Eukaryota, Fungi, Ascomycota, Pichiomycetes, Serinales, Debaryomycetaceae. Gene Ontology annotation, cellular component: cytosol. The transcript has a single exon. The record is from RefSeq and is a predicted model, not a curated record. The coding region runs from base 1 to 1116 and encodes 371 amino acids. Gene Ontology annotation, molecular function: protein phosphatase 2A binding.